This is a messenger RNA of Schistocerca piceifrons (Central American locust), 666 nucleotides long. Its product is annotated as piggyBac transposable element-derived protein 4-like. The record is from RefSeq and is a predicted model, not a curated record. Lineage: Eukaryota; Metazoa; Arthropoda; Insecta; Orthoptera; Acrididae. The transcript has a single exon. The coding region runs from base 1 to 666 and encodes 221 amino acids.
AUGUCUAAAUCAAAUCACAGAGAGUCAUCUUUAGACCUAACAGUAUUUCAAUGGAAGGAAAAUAAAGUAGUGUAUUUUGCGUCAAACUUCCAUGGCACUGAACAGAGCGUAGUGACAAGAAAACAGAAAGAUGGAACUAGUAUGACUAUACCAUGUCCAGUUAUUGUAUGUGAUUACAAUAAAAACAUGGGUGGUGUGGAUCAUGCAGACAGAUUACGUUCAACUUGUGGUCUUGACAGGCGAUCAAAGAAAUGGUGGCACCGUCUCUUCUGGGGAGCAAUACAAAUUGCUUUUGUCAAUGCUUACGUCAUUUUCAGUGAUCUACAUGGGGCACUGCCACUGCUGGAAUUCAGGCGUGCUGUGGCACUAGGGCUAAUGAAUGAAUAUGAAGUGCCAAAUCUCAGAAAGAGAAACUCUGGUAAAGAUGAAAUAACUCUCCCAAAGAGAAGGAAGGAUAACUUUUCUGUUCUGAAGGAUGUACGUCUUGGAAACCGAGGAAACCAUUUAGUAGUGUUCCGUUGUAAAAGAGGACGAUGCGAAAUGUGUGCGAAAAAUAAAAUUCAGCCGAGACCACAUUCACAAUGUAGUACAUGUAAAGUGUAUUUGUGCUGCAAUGAGAAAAAGAACUGUUUCAUACAAUUUCAUGAGGUAUCACUAAAUAUGUGA